AUUAAUAAAUUUUAUUUUCGAUAUAAUUUUAAAAAAUUAAUUUAUUUGCUGACGAGGCAGCGCGGAAACCACCGCCGCCGCCGCCGCCGCCGCCUACUUGCUCUUUCUCUCUCAACGCCGUCCGACGGACUGCAUCGAGAAACGCCGACUUAUAUAUAAUCAUAGAAUGCAAAAACAGUCACAACAAGAAAAAUCUUCGAGUUACGAAUGAUGUUGUUCUUCAGCCGAGAAAAUUAAACCAAAGAUAUUUCUUGACUCUAAAGGAUCACCUCCAAGAAGAGACACUGUUGUCGAUUGUUGUUAAUCUGGUAGAUUCAUUGCGGUUUUUGGAGCCUGCGGGGAGGAAUAUUUGGGAUUCUUGACUCUGCACAGGAGUGCAUCAAUGCGGUGUUGUUUAUAAGUUUGAAUGGAUGUAUGGGAAAGGGAGAAGAAAUCUGCAGGGAAGCAGCUUGGAGUGAGUUCAGAAAGACUACCACUUGGUCCUGCCUAUAACAAGAAUGGAACUACUCGUCAGGCCAGAGCUCGGGUUAUACAAUCGACAGUCGUGGGUCCAAAACGCAGUCCAUCACCCAAUGGCAGACGGUCAUCACCAAACUCAGCAACAUCAGUUGAAAAGAGGGCUACAUCAUCGACUGAAAGAAAGAGCCCUUCUAGACUAUCAUCACCAUCAUCUCCAUCGACACCUGUUGAGGAUUCGUCUGUUGAAACAAUGCUGGUGGCAAGAAAGAUAGUAGGGAGCAGAUUACCAGAGUCCUUAUGGCCUUCAACAAUGAGGAGUCUCAGUGUUUCUUUUCAAUCCGACACGAUUUCUAUUCCUACUAGUAAGAAAGAGAGGCCAGUUGUGAAUUUGCAUUCUGAACGUGCUCUGAGGCUAUCGUCGAAUGUUGCGCAUAGACCAGCUGAAAUUUCUGCUUCAAGGAAGCUCACGCCUGAGAGGAAGAGGAGUCCACUUAAAGGAAAAACUUCGGCCAAUCAGUCGGAGAAUUCUAAGCCUGAUAAUAGUUUAAAUCCUCGUCUAACAGAUCAGCAUCUAUGGCCUAGCAGAACAACUGGGAAAGUGUCCUCAGCUACUAAGUCAAGAAAACCUUCACCUAUAGUCAGUUCAGGAACAGUAACACCUUCUCUCAGGAGAUUAUCUCUGGAUGGGAUGAUUAGAUCUUCACAAAAAUCAGCUGAGGACUCGUUUAUAUCUUGUGAUGAUACUGAAGAAUGGAUGUCAAAUGCAUGCUCAGACAACAGUUAUUCACUGCGAAUGCAAAAGCCUGGCUGUUCAAGUUCAUCAGAUAGAAUGGUAUUGGCUCGUGCUAUUGGGAGAUCUUCAUCGUUGCCAACUCCUGGAUCACGCCCUGCAUCGCCAUCUGUUUCCAGAGGGGUUAGUCCAUCCCGGAUAAAGGCUGUAAGCUCUUCUUCCCGAGGACCAAGUCCUGCUCCUUCGAGAGGGCCCAGUCCGGCACAUGUAAGACCUAAUAGUCCAUCCAGACAACCACGACAUCCUACUUCUGUUCUUAGUUUUAUGACAGAUAUUAAAAGGGGGAAAAAGGCUGCUAACCAUAUCGAAGAUGUUCACCAACUGCGGAUGUUAUAUAACAGGCUUUUGCAAUGGAGGUAUGCAAAUGCAAGAACUGACGCUGCAUCGCUAUCUCGAACAGUGAAGGCAGAGAAAAUGAUUCAUAGUGUUUGGGGGACAAUUGCUGAUCUUCGUGACUCGGUAAUGAAGAAAAGAAUUAAUCUCCAGCAACUGAGACUCAAGCUGAAUCUUUAUUCAGUUCUGAACAAUCAACUAACAUGCCUAAACGAGUGGGACUCCAUCGAAAGGGAUCAUCAAGACUCAUUAACUGGUGCCAUCCAAGAUCUUCAAUCCAGUACGAUACGCAUUCCACUCACCGGAAGAGCAAGGGGAGAUAUUGAAACCGUAAGAAUGGCUGUAUGCUCUGUCGUUGAUACAAUGCAGGCCGUAGGAUCCUCCUUAUCUACUUUAUCUCCAAGGGUCGAGGAGAUGAGCUGUUUGGUUUCAGGACUCGCUCAAUUAGCUGCGCAGGAAAGAGCCAUUCUUGUCGAAUGUGAGUCGAUUUUGGGAUCCACAUCUGCAUUGCAGGACGAAGAAUGCAGCAUACGGACCCAUCUUCUACAGACGAAACAAAGUUGGAGACAUCUCAAGUGAUCGAUUUUGUUAAGAAGAGUCGAAGAGUUCUUUUUUUUGGUAAAAAUUGCUAACAGCCUCAAGAAUGAUACAACCCUUUACACGACGACAUCACCACGACAUUCGGCCUUCCGAUCAUCGAAUUUGGGUAAUAUAUUUUCAUCAUCAUCAUCAUACAAUGUGGGUAGUAGUUAGAGUGUGCAUGCCAAAAUAAUACAAGUUUUUUUUGAAAUUAUUAUUUUAGGGAGAAUUGAUUCUAAUAGAAGGAUUGGAAGUCUGUGUUGGGUAUAAAUAUAAUUAUAGUUAAGAUAAGGAGUUGGUCUUCAACAAGAAUUGGGAAUGAUGAUUGAUUAUUGAUUAUUGAAUUUUGAUUGGAAGUUAACAAACUUUAGAAU
Molecule: messenger RNA, 2535 nt
Organism: Andrographis paniculata
Lineage: Eukaryota; Viridiplantae; Streptophyta; Magnoliopsida; Lamiales; Acanthaceae
Product: AUGMIN subunit 8-like
Exons: 7
Coding region: 407-2161 (584 amino acids)
Biological process (GO): spindle assembly; centrosome cycle
Cellular component (GO): cytoplasm; nuclear microtubule; centrosome
Molecular function (GO): microtubule binding
Source: RefSeq, a predicted model, not a curated record